CCUGGGUACGAAAUCUUUUUUGGUCCACGUCAGAAAAUCCAACAUGGCGUUUACAUUUUAUAGCCUACUCGAAGCUUGUCUUUUAGUGGUAAAUGCUGUGGCAGUGCUUCAUGAGGAGCGUUUUCUUGCAAAAGUUGGAUGGGGCACAGAUCAGCUCUCAGGAUUUGGAGAAGAGAGAGGAACAAAACACCAAGUCAUUAAUCUCGUACAUUCUGUUAGGACUGUCAUGAGAAUACCUCUUAUUUUGCUCAACUCACUUACAAUACUUUUGCUGCUACUGAUGGGAUGAUGUUACAGGGCACAACAUGUCUUAUAGUACUUGGACAUAUAUCAUUUCUGUAAGGAGUUGCUGAACAAAAUCAUUGGGGAUUUGUAUCAAAAUCUUUUGAAAAAAAAAUUCUCGAUGUGUUUUCACUCUUCAGAAGAUGAUCAGACAAAUUUAAUUGUCUGCCUUGUUUAUGGAACUACUUAAUAUCAACCAGUAUGGGGUAACUGUACAGAGAUGUAGUUUUCAAGAAUUAUUUUUGCAAAUACCCUGAUGAGAACAUUACUGUACAUAUCUUCUGCUGUUAUGAUAUUAAAUUGCUAGAGUGUUAACAUAUUUAUAGCAGCACUAAUUCAAUGUGGAUCUGAUAUCUACUUGUUUUUUUUUGUUUGUUCUUUUUUUUUUCAAUAAUUAUAAAAAUUUAUUAUGGCAUGUAAAGUGUAUAUUUUGGCACAUUACAAGAAGUUAACUGUUCUCUGUACUACCAAAUGUUAUAUUUGCCUGAACAAUAGUUGUUUGGAAUAAAUGAGGAGUGAUUAAUUAAAAUUGCAA
Molecule: messenger RNA, 817 nt
Organism: Stylophora pistillata
Lineage: Eukaryota; Metazoa; Cnidaria; Anthozoa; Scleractinia; Pocilloporidae
Product: immediate early response 3-interacting protein 1
Biological process (GO): endoplasmic reticulum to Golgi vesicle-mediated transport
Cellular component (GO): endoplasmic reticulum membrane; Golgi membrane; COPII-coated ER to Golgi transport vesicle
Source: RefSeq, a predicted model, not a curated record